ACAAUAUUGGACAAUGCGGUGUAAUAAUUUUAAAAUUUUUAGGUUAUGACAAACAAACUUAAUAAGAAAUUAUAUAGAGUGAUAAGUAGUGAUCAUAAUGGAAAUAUAUGUAAAAUUACCAAAAGUAAUAUUAUUGUUUUGAUGGAAUAAGUUACAAUUGUGAAACACUAAAAUAUUUUUUUCAAAAUGGCAUUAAAAAAUGAUCAACUUUAUAUCUACGUGUUACAAAUUCUGUUCGCUUGUGGAUUAGCAUUUGGUUCAAAUUUUGAAACUAUGCACAAAUGGCCGACGAUAAUAUGCCGCUUUUUCGUUUACGUAAUAUUAACAAAAUCGUUGCAAGGGUUAAGUUACCUGGCCUACAAUAAUUUUCAAAAAGGAAAUAAAUUAGAUGUACUCAAGGAGAUUCAUCAGUGCAAGAUAUACUUAAUCAUAUUCACGGCAUCCGUGGCUUAUUUAAUUUACACAAAGGAAAGAAUUCUCGGCGAGGACUUUGUUUUGCUGUUCUUCGUUAUCCUCGUCACGAGGUAUCCUGAAAUGGAGCAGGAAUCUAAAACAAUCAACUACGGAGUGGGAAUGGCGUGCAGCUACUUCGAGGGAUACCUUGCCCACAUCAUUCCCAGCGAUGGGGCUAGGUUCGUGGGCUUCGAAGAGAACAUCAACAUAUACGAAGCGAAGCAGGGCGUCGUUUUCCCAGUGAAACGACUCUUCAUCGUGAUAACUAAGUCGCUGUACUGCCCGCCUGAUCUUAAACAAUUUAAUAAGAAAAACAAGAAAAUACCGUAUCUCGAAGCUUGUCAGUCGCUGGAGGACGUUGAGAAGGACGUGGCGGGCGUCAAGAACCGCACAUAUCGUAACUCUGCAUAUAAGAUCUACCGACCUGGUCUACCGCCCGUCUACCUCACCGCCGAGUGCGCCACGCCGCUUCACACACUGCACCGCGUGCUUGAGAAGAAAGCGCUCUAUGAAGAACUGUCGGACGUAGACCCCCAAGAGAUAGUAUCUGACUUCUGCGAAAUGCUCCGCAAGGUGAUCAAGAAGUCUCCAGACUGUCAGGACAAGUGUGAAUUAGUCUAUUAUGAUGAUCCUAGUCAAAAUUUAGCUGACGUACUACUCGCCAAGAUAAAGGAUAUUGAACCGGAUUUUGAAAAUAUCAUCACAAGCGAAGCUCAGUGA
Messenger RNA from Melitaea cinxia (Glanville fritillary), 1173 nucleotides. RefSeq names its product stimulator of interferon genes protein-like. The transcript has 7 exons. Gene Ontology annotation, molecular function: cyclic-di-GMP binding; 2',3'-cyclic GMP-AMP binding. Gene Ontology annotation, cellular component: endoplasmic reticulum membrane; autophagosome. Lineage: Eukaryota; Metazoa; Arthropoda; Insecta; Lepidoptera; Nymphalidae. Gene Ontology annotation, biological process: activation of innate immune response; positive regulation of macroautophagy; autophagosome assembly. The record is from RefSeq and is a predicted model, not a curated record. The coding region runs from base 187 to 1173 and encodes 328 amino acids.